Messenger RNA from Protopolystoma xenopodis, 735 nucleotides. The record is from the annotation of a GenBank genome assembly. NCBI's taxonomy places the organism in Eukaryota, Metazoa, Platyhelminthes, Monogenea, Polystomatidea, Polystomatidae.
AUGCUUUCACUGUCCCGCUUUACCAUGUUACCUAUUUCUAUUGUUCUUAGGCCAAGUAUAUGCUUUAGGAAGUUAUAUGCCAGCUUUGGAUUUGCAUUGUCCGCUGAAGAACAACUAUCUGAAGCGCUGGUUCCUAUCGCAGUGAGCAGUUGUCUGCAGUGGUUUAGACAAGCUUUCGACUCGCUAAAUCAACCUUCCGAGCUACACGAAUUCAUCAGGGAUCACGUGGAACUUCUUUGCAACCUAAUGACGCUGGAUCGCCGGCGACACAACUGUCAAUCCAAUUUUGUAAGUUUGGCAGUUUCGCUCGUCUGCUCGAUAUCUCCACUCUAUCUGCUACCCCAGGGCCCCUCCGAUAGCAGGUCCUUCAUUGAUGAAACAGAUUGCCUAGACACAGAUCCUGGCGUCGGUGUUGAAGCUACUCCGGACUCCGAUCUCAUUCUUCUCAACGACAGCCGUCGACUUAAAAUUGCCUCCUCCGCUCUCUGUCGGUUCUCACAGGCCCUGGUCCACACAUACCGCUGGCUACCGAUGCUCCAAGAGCAAUCGGAUCUUAGUUUGGCUUGCAGCUGGGGACCAGCGAUCAUGGCUGAGUGGAUGGACUCUAAGGUUGUCAAUUUGAAUGAGACACUUGCUCAUACCGAUUCGCCAGAAGCUGACUUCGCUGGCCUCGACAAGACAGCCAUGUCGGGGGCUUCAGAAUGGUAUCGUUUGAUAGCACACACUGGGCAAUAA